UCGUACAAAGUGCAACUGCAACAUUUUAUGCCGCAGUGAGAGUGAAACGGAAAGUCAAAGAUACUUUGAAAUUAAUCAAAUACCAUAAAAUGUAUACUGUCUCCAAAGGGCCUAGCAAAAUAGUAGCUAAAACAAGAAGAGGUCUAUCACAGAAUUUGGAAAGAUUAGACAGCAGGAAAGACCAAUACAGGAAGUCUUCUGACUCGGAUAAUGGAGACAUUAUUAGUAUGCCCAAACCAGUAUUUCACUCGAAUGGUAAAAAGACAGUUCACCAGAGAAUACAACAGAGUAUUAUAACACCCCAACAUGAGGAAAUUAUUAGAUUUAUUAGUGAAACUUGGACCCAAACAGCCAGUGGAGAAAGUGAGCCGUCCAGUCCUACUAGUACAAUUGGAUCCGGAAGCUCGUCACCCGCACCAUCUAAUCUCUACUACCAAGAUGAAGAACCAAGCACAAGCCUCGCAGACUUCAAGCCCUUCGAUCUUGAGACAUGGUGGGGCAAACGGAUAUUCCACAACAUUACAAACUCCCUCUGAGCUCAGUUUAUACAGACAUGAAAAUUGGGAACAUGGAAGAUUUAGAACACGGUAGCGUAAGUCACGAUCAAUUGUAUAUUACUAAAUUUAUAUAUCCCGCUCUGUUUUGCACUGCUCUGUGCUUUUAACUAUUACUUCAUAUUGUUGUUAAAUCUUAUAAAGAAGUUAUAUAUCAUAUUUUUUGUUUUGUUGCAGAUAAUUUUGAACUUUAAAAUAACAGAGAAUCAUAAAUAUAAAUAAUCUUUGCUAUUUUUAAAAAAGAAACAUUUUUUGCACCUUUCUCAUUCUGUAUUGGCAUAUACAUUGUUGUAUAUAUUUUUAUAUGUUGUUGGUAUGUUGUCGUUUUGUUGCUCGGAUUUUUCAGAAUGUGCAAAACUUGAACAAUUAAAAAAACUAAUAGGACAUUUGGAUUCGAACCAGGGUCUUCUGCUUUCCGGAUCACCCAUCUGAGCUAUUAUAGUCCUGUAUAUAGUGCUGAAAUUUACCUUUGUAUUCUAAUGUUAUUGUAGCUGUUUCUCAUUAAAACACAGAUAAAAUUACAUUUUUUUUAAAUUAAAACCUAGCUAGAUCGAUUAUCGCCCCCGAAAACGCAUGUAUAAGAAAUUUUAUGAAAAUCGUUGGAGCCGUUUCCGAGAUUCAGAUUAUAUAUAUACACACAAGAAUUGCUUGUUUAAAGAUAUAAGAUAAAAAAUUAAAAUAUGAGCUGAUACAGAACAGUGCGUGGCUGCCAUCAAUGAUAAAAAUGUAUGCUUCAGGACAUGUUGUUAUAAAUUUUAAAAAUAUGUAUUUGCUUUUAAAAUGCAAAGUUUAUUUAAAUUUGAUUUGAGUAACAAUGAAUUUUGUACAAGAUCUUAAUAGAUUAGAUUGAAAUUGGACAGUUUAUCAAGAUUAUUGUUACAUAAAAUAAAUUGACGCAAUUUCAAUAAAAGCUAAAAAUAUAUUACAAACAAGUUUAGUAAUCUACAAUUGAUUGUGGAUCUCAAUAGAUAAAUAACUUUUUUAGAUUAAGACAGAUAUAUCCAUCGCUCAAUCGAAUUUCAGUGUUUUUAUUUUUAUUUUAUUUCUUUGAGUUCUCACAAUACAUUUUACAAUUGCAUAUUACAAUACUAAAUUAAUUUCUUGUGAACCCACACUGUUAUCCAUGAGUUUAAGAUUUUUAAACUAUAAUUUUCUUAUUAUAUAGUCUAGACAGAGUUAUAGAUCAUGAUAAAAGAAAAAUAUUCACUUAUAAAUAAGUCUUAUGACAUUCACCAUUGCGUCAACAAAGAGUACAUAAGGUAUACAAUUGCAAUUUAUAGACAUUUAAAACUAAUCUGAGAAGAAAUGGAAUAUUUUUUAACUGUAACAUUAAAUUGCAUAAUUCAUUGAUUGAAAAUAUAGCUUUCCCUAGAACGAGCUUGUUUUCUAAGCUCCCUAAUGCAAUACCAAAGUCAGCAAUCACUUCAAUGAGGUAAUUAUCAAGUUAUUAAAUAUAUUAAUUCAACUUUUAAAAUUAACAAUUCAAUUUUUUUAAAUUAAACUUCGAAUAAUUCAUUCUCAGGUGUAACUUGUAGCUUGUGAGUUGCUUAGUGAAGACCAAUUUUUUUUUGUAAGGCCAUUCAAUUUUAACUUAUAAAUUAGAAUAACAGAAGUACCAUGGUGCUGUUUCUUCCCAGUGAUAACCAACACCUGUUGAUAGUUAAUUAGGAAUUUUUCAGCCUCCCUUUUUCAGUCCAGGUGUGGUGCAUUACACCACCUGCAUUAAAUUCAGUGUUACAGAAUUACUACAUAUCAAUACUUAGUUCCAAACUGUAACAAUUCAAAAAAGGGGAUCUCAAACAACAUUCAAAAACAACUCUAGUUGUUUGAAACGAAAAUAUUGGAGACUUGUGAAGAAAUAUUGAAAGUAACAAUUGAACUGUAUUCACUUAUCCACUUGUUUCUCUUUGGUUAUGUUGGCAAUUUCUUAAAUUACGGAAUUUCAUACUUGUUACCCUUUGGAACUGAGGUAUUGAUAUUAUCUUCAGUUUUUCAUUUUAUCUAACUUGGCAAUGCAGUCACUUAAAAGAUUUCCAGCUUCAUUUCAAUUGCAAAAAGCAUUGGUAUCAUUGAAGCUUACUCUCCCUAUUUCAAUCUAUAUGUAAUUUCUGAGCCAAGCAUUUUUUUUAUUUUAUUCAUUAUAUAUAUAUAUAUAUAUAUAUUUAUAAUUUUCCAUCUUUAUGCUGUACAUUUUCAUUUUAUAUGUUGUAUUUAUGUCUUUCACAAAUUUCUCACUAUCUACUGAAUAAAACUGUUGUUUAUGUUAUUCUUCUAUACUUUUGUAAUUUCUUUACUAAAUUUUCAAACUUUGUCUUUUGUUAUGGCCAAUCUAUUGGUACUUUAUACCUUACACAUGUUUUUAGAUUCAUCCUCAUUGAACAAACUGAAUGACUGAUUUGAAAUAAUUGUCUUGAGAAUAAGGUGCUUCACAUAAAACAUUUUUUUCCAAAAAUUCUUCCAUGAAGAUUGUUUAAUAUAAUUUUUUUUUAAUCAUCACAUUGGAAAAGAAAUUAUUUAUAUAAUAUAAUAUUAAUUUUAUACCUAUAUAAAAUGACAUACAAUUUCAUAAUAUGUAGGUAAUAUAACACAUAAUAUAUUCCAAAGUGCACUGUCAAAAUUCAAACAUGUAUUUCCUUAUUAAAUUAUAAAAUUUAAUAAUAAAAAAUAUUCAAACCAAAGAUACAUAUAUAUAUAUAUGUUUGUUUUUUUAUCAGAUUUUUAUGUAAAUGUUCUUUUUUUACAAUGGAUUUUCUAACAUUUUUAAAGUAAGCAAUAAGUGCCUCAUCGCUAGAAGUAUUUCAGCUUUUUCUUACUUGACUUAGCAAUUAAUAGAAACAGGGAAAAUCUCCUACCAACUGGAAUCAAUAAUUUUUUAUAUUUUUUAAGACUGAUACUUAAUAAACGUUGCAUCAGUCGUUCAUUUUCUGUAAGAAUUAAGCGGUCGUUUUCAUUAUUGUGUAAAUUAUGCAAUGACGUUCUUUACAUACCUAUAGCAUAUUACAAUUCACAGUCUGGCAAAAGUGUGCUUAAAGACAAUGUAAGCACACUUUUCUCCUUACGGCCAUUCCCAAUAUUCAGUGUAUCUCCUUUUGUGGCCUGCUUGAGAUAAAAAAUCGUAACAGUCGUUGAAUUUUCUGUCCCAAUAAACUUAUCGACGGUAACUCAUCUUAUCCGUACACGCUGUCUGUCAAUGGGACGACGUAUACCUUACCAGGGAUAGAAGUUUGUAUGGAAAUUGUAACAGUGAACUGGCGAUAAGAAUGACUUAGAGGUAUAUUGGGACAGCUUCAGAAUAUUGACAGCUACUUACUGACAGUAGAAGGUAGUAAAUUAUCUCUAUCUAUAGAUUGCAUAAUAGGAACGGCCGUUAGUCGUCUGUCACUGUCUCAUCAAUGAAUCAAAUGUGUAUUGCAUUGAUUUACAUUGCUGCUAAUAGGCCCAGAACAUUUUAAACAACUGGAGUCAACACAGAAAUUUAUAGACAUAACAGUUGAGGUUAAUUAUGGUGUAAUUUGGUUGCAUAUUUAGGCUUUUUUUAUACUACGAUUUGUCUAAAUUGUGUAUAGAACGUCAUUGAACUUAUGAGUCAAGUAAGAAUAAGAGAGCUAAUUACAAAUUUUGAUAUAGUCGCUUGUGUAACUGCGAUCAAAAAUAGCUUGACUGUGCCAGCUAUCAAUACAUAUAGUAUUAUAUAUAUUUCUGAAUUUUUUACCGACAGUUAAAUGUUAGUUACACUUUAGACAAAUCAAUAUUUUAUUGUUAAUCAAUAUAUCAUGUUGUCUAUACUGUUUUAUUCGUAAUAUAUUUGCCGUUAUUGCUUUUUACGAGCAACAUUAAAUAUUUCAAUAAUUUGUUGCACGCAUGGUUACAUCCAAAUUGGUUUAGGUACUCAAUGUAUUGAGCCUUGCCAAAUGUUGUUUUUAAAUUACAAAUAACUACGAAUUUGAUGAAUAAAAUGUUAAAUAAUGCAGUUUCAGACAUUUUUCGUAUUGUAAGUAAAAUAUCUACCUAUAUUAGUAUUUUUAAAGUUGGCCAAACCCUUUUUUUUGCAUACUUGCAAGUUUUGGACGUUUAGACAACAUUUUUCAGUGAAUUAUUUCACACUUUUAUAGCAAUACGAAUGACGUCAUAGUUAUAACAGAUUUGUAUUAUAUAUACCUUGUAACUAGCUGAACGAUGAUUUUGUACACUGAAGCUUUAUUUUUAACUGUCACCAGUGACGUACAAAAAGCAACUAGACUCACAUUCACCCUCAAAAAUAGUCUGAUGCAAAACUCUGCCUACGCGUCUAUUAGGCAGAGUUUUCGUUAAGUAGUGUUUCGACCGCGCUUUGACUACAACUCCACGCAAUGACAAAGUGUUCAGUGAAAAACUGUCAAAAAAACAGCAUAUCCAAAUUAAAAAGGAUUCAGUGUCGUAUUGACUUGGCGUUUUUAAUCAUUCAUCUAAAACUAAAUGUUCUUGCCUUGUGUUCGCGUCCAAACUUGAGCUAUUUAUUGAACUAUUGAGCGUGUACAUAAAGACUGAGCAUUACUGCCACAAAAUAAGGUGUUAAUUUGAUUGAAUAUUUUAAUGUUAUCUGUAUAAGUUAAUGCAUAUGUAUAUGCAACGCCGCGUAUUAGUAUGCGAUUGGGAGUCUAGUUAGUUACUGUACGUCAAUGACUAUCACAAAUAUAUUUAUACAUCACAAUAUUAUUUUACUUUGUUUACAGUAUUCAGAUUUUAGGAUGUGGUUGUUGAAAUGUUGUAAGGGCUUGUCUACAUAUAAAAAAUAACGGCGAACAAUCUCUUUUUUCACACUCAUUCGCAUUCGGUCGUUUGCGUCCAUUCGCCGUCAUUAGUUUUAUGUGGACUGUAUAAAAUAUUAAAUUGUUUUUGCGCUUAAGAGGUAACAUUAGUUGAAGCCUACUCUGAGAUUUAAGACUUAACAUACCGUUAUCAGUGGGAGGCUCCUUUGCAUAGGAUGUCGGCUAGAUGAUGGGUACCACACCGGCGCCUAUUUCUACCGUGAAGCAGUAAUAUGUAAAGCCUUACUGUGUUUCGGUCUGAAGGGCGCAUUACUGGGCAAAUGAGACGUAACAUCUCCAGUCUCAAUGUGACGAGCGCAGUUGUAGUGCCGCUCAGAAGUUUUGGGUCUUUCAAGAAUCCUGAGCGGCACUGCAUUGUAAUGGGUAGGGCGUAUCUCAUCUCUUAAUAUCAUAAAAAAGUGCUUUAUGGGUAACUGCAGAUCAGACUAAAACUCGUGAGUAAAAGAGUCGAAUCAGGGAUUAAUUAUCAGCAAUUUCCCCUCCAAAAAUUAACCAAUGGCGUUACCAUUGGUUAAUUUAAUAUAAUAACAUUUGAAAACUGAAUGGGAAGCAAUAUUCUGUUUGGAUUUUGCCGCUUAUUGAUGUCGGAUUUGUAUACUCAGCUUCUGUUUGAGGCUAAGCCGUUAUAAGCAAACAGAUAAUGGAACUUAUUUGAAAAUAAUUUUGAUAUCGGUUUAAAAACCAGUUAGAAAAGACUCGAGCAACUAAUGUUUUCUCGUAAGCGCUGCGCGUGAUGAGGUCUUCCAUAUUUGAUCGGUUUUAUACAAAUUUUAGGGAUAUUGGUGUAUUUGCAAUUUUCCAUCAGAGAUUUUUUUUAAUAUCUUUCUUUUUUUUGUUUGGGUUUUUUUACAGAACCGUAGAGACUGCAUGAUCUUAUACAGUGAGAGAAAUCUCUCGUGGUUAUGUAUGUAUUUUUGUUUUGAGCCGAAAUUUUGAAAUUCGAUAUGUUCUAUGCUGCAGACUUGCACAUUGUAGUUUUUUAAUAUUUUAGAUGAGUUAUAUGAAUGUAGUGAGACAUUAGAAUAUUUUUAGACUGAUUUAGUUGUUAAACGUUGCUUUUUGUUGUAGUUAAUAAAACAAAUACUGAUAACGA
This is a messenger RNA of Leptidea sinapis, 6455 nucleotides long. RefSeq names its product MAPK regulated corepressor interacting protein 2. NCBI's taxonomy places the organism in Eukaryota, Metazoa, Arthropoda, Insecta, Lepidoptera, Pieridae. The record is from RefSeq and is a predicted model, not a curated record. The transcript has 5 exons. Bases 90 to 536 code for a protein of 148 amino acids.